AUGAAGUUUUCCACACUUCUCCUAUGCCUGUUGGCUCUCUCAGCCUUCAGCGUCGUGUUGGCCGGUCGCCUAGGCGAAGGUGAGGGUGAUCUUGACGCCUGCCUCCAGGGCCUUUCCGAGGACUCCCAGACCGAGGCCACCCUCGAGAUCGAGCUUGAUGCUCUCAAGGCCGAGUACGACAGCAUCCGCCACGAAGUCGACGUGUGGCAGUGGUACAGAGACGACAACCGAACGGACGCCAUGGUCUGUCUCAAAAACCUCACCCUUUGCAACGACGCCAACGAGUUCAAGACUGUCAGCGUCAACGGCGACAAGAGGGAAGUCCACUACCGCGAUGUUGAGCAGUUGAAGUUCAAACACCCGAUCGAGAAGCACGAGGACGCGCUCAAGGCCCGCAUCGCGGCGCUGGAUAGGCACUUCGCGAAGGGCGGCGUAAAGCUCUCGCCCAAGAGGCACACUCGCGAGGUCCUCCAGUGCACCCUCGAACAGUGCAUCGAUUUCCGCGCCUCCAGCAUCGCCUACAUCAACAGCCUCGAGAUGGCCAUUGAGAAGUACCAUCAAAAGAUUUCCGAUGUUAAGAACGGCGUCAUCACCUGGUCUAGGUUCUCGCGGCAGUACCAGGAUCUUCUCAAUGUGUGCCUCGCCACGCUCGACAAGUGCACCAGCGGCGCGCGUCUUCUGAAGAUUUCCUACACCAACGGUUCGCCUCGAACGUUUUCGGCCAACGUGAAUGCCGCGUGGGCCGGCCUCGGCGACAGCACUUUCUCCUUCGCCGCCUAUGACGCCGAGCUGAGUGCUCUGAGCACCGGAGACGACGUCGCCGUCGAUGACGCGUUCAGCGGCACCAACCUCGACGGUCUCACGCUGACCGCAUUCCCCGCCGCUCCUCUUGCCGACGGCGAGAGCAUCUUGCUCGGUAAUCUUGAGGCCGACGCGACCUACCACACCCAUUUCAGCUACAUCGCCACUCAGGUCAACAGCGCGUACCAGCUGCCUCUGCCCGGAACCAGCCUGGUACUCUUCGAUGAGGAAGGCAACUUCAUCCACGAUGCCUCCAGGGAGCCCAACAAGAGGAGGAGCACCAGGGGCAAGAGGUACAACUGGCCCGACCUUGACUGCGGCGCCGAGGGCCACCCCAUCCCCUUCGGCGAGCCUCACAUCAGGACUUUCCUCGCCACGGACCUCUUCUCCGAGGGCGCUAUCGACUCCAACAACGGCGGCUACGGUGCCUUCACGGUGGAGGAGAUCCGCUUCGUGGCACCCUACCCUUCGUCCAUCCCCGCGUCCGCCUUCCUGCCGGAGGGGGCAGUGUAA
Molecule: messenger RNA, 1314 nt
Organism: Acanthamoeba castellanii str. Neff
Lineage: Eukaryota; Discosea; Longamoebia; Acanthamoebidae
Exons: 8
Coding region: 1-1314 (437 amino acids)
Source: RefSeq, a predicted model, not a curated record